UUGGUGGUCUAAUUAUUUGUGAACUUUUUUGCAGUUUCUGUGUAAACAUAAUUUCUAAACCAAAUUUUUUUUUUCAGUCUAUAUAAUGAGAACAGAUUCCUUCUAUGAUUUUUAAAGAAGGUUUCAUUUCUUGAAACAUAUUUGGAAUUGUUAUUUCGGUGUUUCUAAGAAGUGCUCAUGCUUCCUUGUUGCCAACAUGCAUAGAAACAACAACAUCAUGAAUUUGGCUAAACUCUUCAAGAAUGAAACAGUUUCCCAGAAUAAGGAUGUUGAAAAUGCUGUUGGGUGCAGCUUCGUUGUCUGACAUCACAUGGUCAUCAUAUGCAUGCUUUACUUUAAGGCAUUUACAUAGUUUGUGAAUUAACCAGUGACAGAGGAAAGGGAGGGAGGGGAAAGCUAAAUAAACACAACUACUGAUCUCUGUUUAUCUCUUUCCACUAAUGGGGUCUCUUAGGGCAUAUGUGCUGGGCCUCUAAUGCAGACUAAACCUGUGUGUUUCUGUGUCUGUGUGUGCAGUAGAUAGUCUCUCCAUGUCUUCAAUUAUUUAUUUUUUAUAUAUGAACAAGAGAGAUACCUAAAACCUAACAUUGGAUUAUUACAUAUUUAAGAGUGCCGAGGACACAUAACAUUUCAUACUUUUGUCCGAUGGAAUCUGUUUUCAUAACAUAAGGCACCAAGAAUGAUGAAUAUCUGGACCUUUCAGCAUAUCUUUUGGACUUUUACUGAACUCCACAAGGUGUGAUUUCCAGCAUCAAAUCAAAUUUUAUAAAUAAAUGUUAAUUAACCCUACACAAGAAGAUGAUCACAUUUCAUUUUUAAGGAUGGGUUGUGCUUGUAGUGACCAGAACCAUCCAAAAGGUCAUGAGCAUUAUAAUUCAACAAACUCUAAGACAUCUCACGCGUCAAGAGAUCACAAGAAGCAAAACAACAACCAAGAUGAAGAUGUUGUUAUUGCACAAUAUGACUUCCAGCCUGCUAGUGAAAAUGAUCUUCAAUUCAAAAAAGGGGACAGACUCAGGAUUAUUAAGGAAAAUGGAGAAUGGUGGUUGGCGAAGUCCUUGGUCACAGGUUAUGAGGGAUUUAUUCCAUCUACGUAUGUGGCAAGAGCGCAAACGCUACAGGUGGAGCGAUGGUUUUUUAAGGACAUGAAUCGUAGAGAUACAGAGCGUCUUCUGCUAGCACCAGGAAAUAAACCUGGUUCCUUUCUUGUGAGAGAAAGUGAAACAACCAAAGGUGCGUUCUCUCUGUCCAUCAGAGACUCCACUCCAGAGCAGGGUGAUGUGGUCAAGCACUAUAAGAUUCGAGCCCUGGAUAAUGGCGGAUAUUACAUCUCCCCGUCCACAAGCUUUUCUUCUCUUCAAGAGCUGGUGAAGUAUUACUCUAGGACAGCGGAUGGUUUGUGCCAGAGGUUAGGAAAUCCCUGUAAAAGCACCGCCCCUCAGAGACCCUGGGCUCAGGAUGAGUGGGAGAUUCCCAGAGAAACUCUGAAGCUGGUGAAGAAAUUGGGUGCUGGUCAGUUUGGAGAAGUGUGGAUGGGGUUCUACAAAAACAACCAAAAAGUUGCCAUCAAGACUUUAAAGGAAGGCACGAUGGAGCCUGAAGCCUUCCUGCAGGAGGCCAAUCUGAUGAAGCAGCUCCAGCAUGAGAGACUGGUCAAACUGCACGCUGUCGUCACCAGAGAGCCCAUUUAUAUUGUCACUGAGUACAUGGCUAAUGGAAGCCUGUUAGACUUUCUGAAGACAGACGAUGGCCAUAAAUUAAAACUUUCCAAGCUGAUUGAUAUGACUGCUCAAAUAGCGGAGGGCAUGGCUUACAUCGAGAGAAAAAACUACAUUCACAGAGACCUGCGUGCCGCUAAUAUUCUCGUCUCAGAGACCCUGCACUGUAAAAUAGCUGACUUUGGUCUUGCCAGGAUCAUAGAAACAGAAUACACUGCACAAGAGGGUGCAAAGUUCCCUAUUAAGUGGACGGCUCCUGAAGCCAUCAACUACGGUACUUUCACCAUCAAGUCAGACGUGUGGUCCUUCGGAAUUCUUUUAACAGAGAUUGUCACAUAUGGCCGAGUACCGUAUCCAGGCAUGACGAAUCCGGAGGUGAUCCGUAACCUUGACAGGAACUAUAGGAUGCCGUGUCCAGACGCAUGUCCAGGAGAGCUCUAUGACAUCAUGACAAAGUGUUGGAUGGAAAAGCCAGAGGACAGGCCUACUUUUGAAUAUCUGCAGGACACACUCAAUGACUUCUUCAUUGCUACUGAAGGCCAGUAUGAGAUGCAGCCAUAACCUCCAUGUGGAAACUGUAUGAACUGUAAUAAGGAUGUACAAAACACAGAAUGGACUAAAUCCACACCAAAAUGGAUUAUGGGGAAUAUACUGUAGCAAGAAAACUGCCUCCUUGUAUAUUAGUAAAUAUUUUAUUUGGCACAUUUUCACAGUUCCAUCUAUUUCUACGUUGUUCUUUUUACAUUUGUUUCAUUGUUCUUUCAAGUCUGUAUUGUUUUCAAUAAAAUAUUUAAGUUAGUC
Molecule: messenger RNA, 2519 nt
Organism: Danio rerio (zebrafish)
Lineage: Eukaryota; Metazoa; Chordata; Actinopteri; Cypriniformes; Danionidae
Source: RefSeq, a predicted model, not a curated record